UUCAGUGAGAAAGCAGAGAUAAAGCCACAGGAAGAGAGGGGUGAAGCACAAAAACAGCCCAUUAAGACUCCAUUCACCAAGGCUGACUCUCUUCUCUUGAGACCUGCAUCUCAGGAUUCUACAGCCCCAACUGCUUCAGGAUCUGAGAGUUGCACCGGGGUGUUUCUUGCUUCCUCACAAGGCCCUGUGAGGUGAUAAGAUCCUCAAGAGAGUAAAAAGGACAGCUUCAGCUCUGUGCAUUGGUGUUGGCCUUUAAAAAGCGUGUCUGGGUGGGAAACCUAGCAAGUGAGCUGACAUCAUGACCACCAUGGAGGAAGAGGAUCUGAGCGAAUAUUUCCGUAUGCAGUAUGGACAGAAGUUGCUGAAACUGUUGAUGAAAUUCCCUGUAUCAGAGGAGCAGUCUCCAUCUCCUUCUAUUCGGCUCCUAGAGAAGAAAAAAGAAGCCAAAUUGGUGCAUCAGGCCAUGGAGGCUCAAAAGGAGGCAUUUAAGACAAGGAUGGAAUCCUUGAACAACCGAUGGGAGGAACUUGGAGCAAAAGAGAUCCAACUGAAAGCAUAUAUUCGGAAAUUUGAACAAUUCAUACAGGAGAAUGACCAGAAACGAAUCAGAGCUCUGAAGAAAGCCAACAAGGAACGAGAACUGAAGAAACAGCGAGUGAAAGAGCUGGCCAAGGCCAAGCUGGAGAUGGCAGCUCUCAAGCAGCAGCACCAGAAGCUCUACAACAAGCUACAGCAGUACUCCAUCUUCAACAAAUACCUAGAGAGGGUGGUUCAGGUCUCAGAGUUUGAAGAGAUCCGGGAGGUCAUUGGACGCUACAGGACACUCAUAGGGAUGCACCGUGAUCUUGUGCAAUCGGCCCAAGAGGGGCUGGAGAUGAUUGAGCAAGCCAAAGUUCGCCUGGCUCGCUACAAGGAGGAAAAAGAUGAUGAGAUCCUGCAGCAUAACAAUGAGCUGGCACGCUUGCAGCUGCGUUUUGAUCAUGCUCGCAGUGAUGUUAUUGUCUGGGAGUCCCGUUGGGCCCAUAUCCAAAAUACUGCUGCUAAGAAAACCCUACAGUUGGGCACUAUUAAGAUGGCCACCUUAAACCUCUUCCAGAGUGUAAGCAAACAGAUGAAGGAAGCUUUAAUGGUGCCUGUGGAGGAUACCCAUAAACAGCUGGAUAUGAUCCAGCAGUUUAUCCAAGACCUGUCAGAUAUCUGGGCAGAAGUAAAGAAAAAAGAUCAAAGCCGGUCACAAACAGCAGUGCCUAAGGAAUAGCAGAAGAAAGAGUGUCAUGCUUCCCACCACAACUUCCUUGGCUUACACAUGUUGCUGUGCUGUGCUUGACCUUUCAUGAACAAGGGGCCCGUUCACUGCACAGCAAUUCACUUCCUUCCCAUCCCUCAUUUUUCUUUCCUUGGA
This is a messenger RNA of Sceloporus undulatus (fence lizard), 1402 nucleotides long. It is a transcript of the gene CCDC42, whose product is annotated as coiled-coil domain containing 42. Lineage: Eukaryota; Metazoa; Chordata; Lepidosauria; Squamata; Phrynosomatidae. The record is from RefSeq and is a predicted model, not a curated record. The transcript is spliced from 8 exons. Bases 299 to 1258 code for a protein of 319 amino acids. Gene Ontology annotation, biological process: spermatid development.